UUGGGGGUUUUGUAAUUUCGUUGCUGCCUUCAUGGCGAGUUUCGUUUCUCUGAGCUUCUCCGUUCCACAGGUCAUUUUCAAGGUAAAUUCCGCUUCUAAACGCCUUCCCUCGUUAAUCACGUCUGUAGCUGCGGAAUUUUCUUCAAUAUGUACUCUGAUUCUUGUAAUGUUCAACGUAACGGAGAGCUUCAUUCGAGGAAAUGCCACCAUGGAAACUGGCCAAAGUCACAGUAGUUCCAAGGCGAGCUGGAACAGCUUCGACGUUUGUGCUAUCCUGUUGCUCAAAUAAAUCCAUAUCUAUGAAUUGGGAAAACUGCCAUCCAGUACGGUUAACUUCAAGACCUUUUUGGGGAAUAGUUUCUUCUAGUUCCAGGAAUUUGGUAUUAGCUGGCUACUGGGUAGGACCUGAUGUUGAUGACGGAUGGGGAUAUAUAGAAGCUUUUGUCGAUCGGAUUACUUAACUAUUCAAACUUUGAAUUCCAUUUCUUGAUUUUCUUUUGUUUACUAUGUCUGAUCUUAGUCGAAUGCAUCAGUCGCUUUCUCCAAAAUAUCUGAAACUGCUUCCUCUUUGUGAAAUUCAUAUCUUGUUUAGUAA
Molecule: messenger RNA, 595 nt
Organism: Cucurbita pepo subsp. pepo (vegetable marrow)
Lineage: Eukaryota; Viridiplantae; Streptophyta; Magnoliopsida; Cucurbitales; Cucurbitaceae
Source: RefSeq, a predicted model, not a curated record